Parathielavia appendiculata is the source of this 728-nucleotide messenger RNA. RefSeq lists its product as uncharacterized. NCBI's taxonomy places the organism in Eukaryota, Fungi, Ascomycota, Sordariomycetes, Sordariales, Chaetomiaceae. The record is from RefSeq and is a predicted model, not a curated record. The transcript has a single exon. The coding region runs from base 94 to 480 and encodes 128 amino acids.
CAGGCCUAUACUAUCUAACCCUGGUUUGUCUGUUAGCGUGAAGCUUCUGUAAUAGGCAUUACGCUGCAUCUUCCUUCACUUUAGGCUUCUGAUAUGCUCUCUCUCGCUCUCUCUCUCUCUCGCUCUCUCUCUCUCUCGCUCUCUCUCUCUCUCUCUCUCUCCUCGCUCUUCCCCUCUCCUUCCUGUCUCUCUCACACACACUCUCUCUGUCUCUGUCUGUCUCGGCUCUCCCUAUCUCCCUUUCGCGCGCGCGCUCUCUCCCCCGCUCAUCUCUCCAUGUCUUCUUCUCCUCAUCUUAGUUUCUCCUGGUACAUUCCAUCUUUUCGCUGUUUCCUUGUAUCCUACUUGAUCAUGUCUAGUGACCCGCCAUGUGCCACGCCAAACGAACAGUCAGGUUUGGAUUGUACGCCUCUUCGUGCUGCUCCGGAGCUGGGGUAUGAUUCGUCGCAUACCGAACGACGAGAUGUCUUCGGCUCGUGAACUGGAGUCUAGCUUGGGGCAUUGUACUAGUAUCGCAUACGUGUGAUCGAACGAGGAUCAAUGAAUGGGCUCUCCAUUUUCGGCGUAGCGGGGCCGUCUGCGUAAGGUGAUAUCGUGCCGGGAAUAAACAGCCCAAGAACUGAGCAUCGGUCACUGAUCGGGAAAACAUGCCGGCCCGGACGCGGAGCGGGAAGCGAGGGUAACCUCAGACAUACACUUGCCUUUGUCAUCCACUUACUUCUUUCACG